Molecule: messenger RNA, 10353 nt
Organism: Drosophila ficusphila
Lineage: Eukaryota; Metazoa; Arthropoda; Insecta; Diptera; Drosophilidae
Gene: Ncoa6
Product: histone-lysine N-methyltransferase 2D
Exons: 6
Coding region: 723-7679 (2318 amino acids)
Source: RefSeq, a predicted model, not a curated record
CAACACCGGCUGGAAAAUAAAAAUGGCUACCACUGUGUGCUUGUUAUUGUUCGUGGAAUUUUAAUAAUUACGAAGUUUUUUGUACAAAAUAAACAGGAGAAACGCAUCGCUUCAGCGCCAACAAAAGGCAGAAAAGCAAGCGCGAAUCUUUCGGAACGAUCAAGUGCGUUUAUUGAGUGCCCGCAGACGAGCGAACCGUGUGAAAUUAAGCCCCCGAAAAUCGGCUGCCCGAAUGCGUGAAAAAUUUUCCACCAGCUCUGAAAAAGCAUUAUUAUUGGGCAAACGAAUGUGAAAUGUAUAAAAGAGGAGGCCCAAGUACUUUCGAUUUGCCCUGAACAAUAAUCUUAAAGCGGGCAAACGUGAUUUCCAGCAGGAAAAGCGCUUAAAAAGUGACGCAGGAAAAUCCGUAUCCGCGCCCCGCACGUGUGUGUGUGAGUGUGUGUGUUGCAGUGCGUUUGUGUUGGUGAGGCUACUACUAAAAAAGUAAAAAGCAAAAAGAAGAAAAAAAAAGUGGAAAAUGCCCAAAAACAAAGUCGAAGAGGUUAAAAACUAGUGGGGAAAGAUCGAAAGACAAUAAAUCCAAAACCAUCGACAGUGUUGUGCUUAAAAUGCAAUUAACCCAAUGCAAAGGACGCCACGGCGGUCAAUCGAAAGCUAAAUGCGAGAAUUGAGCAGCGUUCUACCAAUUAAACCUACGACGCGUGCGAUUGUCGUGUGAUGAUAUGCCACUUAAACAGCAGCUUGAACCGUCACUGGUGCGGAUAUUGGUCUCGCUACCCUGGGAUGCAGCGCAACGGCUGCGCCAGCUGGCCAACGAUGGGAAUCCCGAGCUGCGCGCCCUCAACAUUCAGUCCGUGCAAUUUGAGGGCGAUUCUGUGAUAACUUUGAAAGUUGGUGGACAAGAUAUUAAGAUAACCAAGGAUAAUGUAAACGAGACACUCGAGGCGGCUGGCUCGCUUUCCGGCAGCAAAAGUGGUCUGUUGCCUGCGGGAUUCGAUGGCCCCAGUACAAGCAAGGCGGCAUCCGCCUAUUUGCAACAGCAUCAGAGAAUCCUGCAGCUGCCCCUGAACGAUGCAAUCUCACUCCAGCAAAGAAGAGCAGCGGGGGCGGCGGGUCUUGGCCUCCAGAAGAUGCCCCUUCAGCAGCAGCAGCCGCAACCGCAACAACCGGGGCAGCAACAGCAGGUGGCCGUCACUCCCGCCGUCUUCAAAUCCCCCAAUACCGUGUGUCCGAUGGAGGGCAAGGUUCCGUUGCUGUUGCCCUCGCCCUCUGCCACGCGGGACUUCCCCUUCGAGAGCAUGCGACAGGCGAGAGUACUGCAAGGUCGGGAGACGGGCGGUCUGGGUCCGCCACUGCCGCCACCGCCUCCUCCGCCGAAUGUAACCCUCAAGGUGCUGAAGACGCAACCACAACAGGCACCGCAGAAUGGGGAACUGACGCCCACAACGCCAACGCCGAGUACAACUCCAACGCCGCCGGGCAGCAAAUCUCAGUUCAUCCAGCCACCGCCGCCGCCAUAUCCGGGAUUGGGAGCUGCCUCCGCGACCGGCAGCAGCGUCAGUUCACCCAUUGCCAUAGCGGGCGCCAGUGCCAAGCCAGCGAUUGUGACGGCACCCAGCCAGCUGAACCAUCCGCUCGGGCAUCCGCCGCUGCCGACGGCUACGUCGACUGGCAGCAAUAACAUUGCCAUAUCGUCGCCGCUGCUGGUGAACCUGCUGCAGAACGACGGCAAUGCCAUGUCGAAUCCGAACCAGCUCAAGUCGCCGCAGCAGCAACAGCAAUCGCCGCUGAUUGGCAUGAGUCCCAAUGGAGCGCAGAUGAUGAACUCCCCGAUGCGAUCCGCCGGUCCAGCGACGCCCAGCGAUUUUCUUAUGGGCGAUGUGCUGAGUCCGGUGGUGCCUUCCUCACCCACAACGCCUCAGGCGACGGCUACUUCUGCUUGCCCGCCGCCCGUGGUGAUGCGGACUCUGCAGCAGCAGCAGCAGGCCAUGCUUAGUCCCAGCGGCAAUGGCAACCUUAUGUAUACUCAGCAACAACAGCAGGUUCAGCAGCAGCAACAACAACAACAGCAACAGCAGCAAGGACCACAACAUCGCUUUCAACAGCAGGCUGUGGCUUUGCGACAGCAGCAACAGCAACUUCAACGCCAACAGCAAAUGCGAUUCAUGCAGCCACAGCAGCAGCAAUUACAGGGCCAGCCGCAACCACAGCAGCAGUUUCAGCCUGCACCUGAUUGCUUCAACAACAUGGGCAUGAAUCCCAUGCAACAGCAACCGAUAAGACAUCAAUUGAGACCUGGCGGACUGCCGCUGGCCCCGCCACCACCUCAUCCUCAACAACAGCAGCAGCAGCAGCGUCUUAUGAGCCUGUCCAUGCCGCAAGCGUCACCGCAACAGCAAUUCAUGAGCGGUGCCUCGCCGCAUGGACCCGCACUCUCGCCCGCCUCCAGCCACCAUUCGAUGCACAGUCCGCUGAUGGCCAAUCACCAGGCACAGCAGCAGCAGCAACAGUCGCAAAUGAUGUCGCCUGCUUCUACGCCUGGAUCCUCCGCUCCCAGCGAACUGGCGGUACAGCAUAUGCCAGCCGCUCACCAUGUACCUGCAGCGCCGCCACCGGAUUACAAUCAGGCGGCAGCCAACUCCCGCUGGCCGUUGGCGGGGAUCAAUAAGCCGAUGGACUCGGCCACCAAGAGCAGUUUCCAGGAGUUUACGCGCUACCAGAUGCAGUACAAUCUGCAGCAGCAACAGCAACAAGUCAAUUUGCCGGGACAGCCGCAACAGCAGCAGCCACAACCGCAGCAGCAGCAGGCCCAGCAGCAACAGCAACAGUUGCCUCCCCCAGCACUGCCGACACUGCAGCAACAGCAGGGACAAGUACAACAGCCACAAGUUGGAGGUCAAGCUCAAGGUCAAGUGGAUUCGCUGAUAUCGCUUUCCGUGCUGGAUGCUCUGACCACCAACGAUUUGGACGCAUUGCUGCCAACUCUCAACUGUGAUCUGGACUCGACGCUGAGUUUGGAAGAUAAAAACGAGCUGGAGUCGCUGUUGCAGGACGCCAAGGAUCUGGACUUGGAUCUGAUCGAAGACAAUCUAUCGGCAGUGGACAUGGAUGUGCGGGAUGCGCUCAACACGUUGCAAGAGGCGCCGCUGGAUCAGCAGCAGCAGCAGCAAACGGUGAUGCCUCCCCAACAGCAGACGCAGCAAAUGCUGCAAAUGCCUUACCAGCAACAACAACAGCAGCAGCAACCACAACAGCAGCUGCAGCAGCAACUGAUCAUGCAACAGCAGCAGCAGCAGAGGCAGCAACAACAAUUGCCGCAAAUGCAACAGCGCCAGCAGCAACAGGUGCAGCGGCAAAUGCAACUGCAACAGCAGCAGCAGCUUCAACAGCAGUUGCAGAUGGUGCAACGCCAGCAACAACAACAGCAGCCGCAGCAGCAACCACAACUGCAAGUGCAGCAUGUGCAGCAGCAACAGAGACCGCCCCAAAAGCAAUUCAUCAUCAAUCCGCACACCGGGGAUAUGGAACCCAUGGCCAGCGAUGACAGCGAAACUGAGGCCGAGGAGGAAACGGCACAGCCACAGUUUCGCAACAGCAACAUGUCCGGUGGAUUGGGCAGCUUCUGCUUCAAUCCCGCCAACGAUAUGCUUCUGCCCAACAAUCUCUUCUCCGAGGAGGACUCGAAUUCGGCGCAGCAGCAUCCGCUGGGAAUUGGUAGUGAUCAGGAGAGAUCGCGAGAUUCCCUGGCGUCCAACAAAUCAGCCACAAGCAGAGCAAGGAAAACGCCAGUCUCGAAAGCGAAUCACAGCAUUGCCGGUGCGGGAGACAAUUCGCCGCGGUCAAGCAACAGUUCGCCUUUGGUUGGCCUGAAUUCGCCGCAAUCCGUGACAGCCAGUGGAGCUGGAGGAGCGCCCAGCAAGAAGGCCAAGCCGAAUCUGCUGCGCGGAAAGCUGCAGCAGGGCGUUAAGGAGCGCAAGGCCAAGGAUCCAACGGCCACGCCGAAACCGAAAAGAGAGCGGGCGAAGGGCAAUGCCAAGACGAAAGCGGCCGAGGAGAAGAUAAAGCUGCGAUUGAAGCUGGACAGGGUGGAUAAUUUGCCGACAACCGGCUACGAAGGGCAGAUAGUUGUAAAUCAGCAGCAACAACAGCAGCCGCAGCAGACAAUAUUAAAUAAAAUAGUUAAUAAUCACAUACAGCAGCUGCCUAUGCAGACACAGUUGUUGACUUUGCCCACACAACAACAACAGCAACAGCAGCAGCAGCAGCAACCACAGUUGCAGCAAACUCAAAUGCAGCUACCACAACAACAACAGCAGCAACAGCAACCUUCUCAGCUUCAACAGCAGCAGCAACAACCACAGCAGCAGCAGCAACAACCACAGCAGCAGCAGCAGCAACAACAACAACAGCAGCAGCAACAGCCUCUCCAACAGCAGCAGCAACACCAUCCAGUCUACAGCAACUUUCAACAGAAUCAGCAGCAGCAGCAACAGCAACAAAGUGUUCCUGGUCUCAACGAACCGCGUGUGCCUCCCCUGCAGAUUCGAUUGCGGGGUAAGAACCAUGUUGUGGUCAAGAACACGCGCAAGGAUCGAAAGAAGGGCCAAAAUCAGGAGGCCAACGUUGACGAGCGCCAGCUGAAGCGCAGCUACAGCGAUCAGCCGCCGCAACAACUGCUGAUGGACACGGUGACGGACAACAAGCAGGCCAAGCUGACGCCUCCGCCGCAUGUCAACGGAUUGCCCAUACUGAUACAGAAGACGACGGCAACGGUGGCACCGCCACAAAUGCAGCAACAACUGCAAACCGGAGGAGCCACCACGACGAAGACCACGACCAUUGUGGCGGGCAAGAAUGGGCUGACGAUCAGUGCGAUUGUGGAGGCGCACAAGGCUCAGGCACAAGCGCAGGCCCAAUCCCUCAGCGAUCCGCAGCUGAUUGUCGGUUCCACGAACACGGGAACAACGCCGACGACGACGACGACGUUGCAGCAGCAGCAGCUAAGCAAGAUAGCCACCUCGUUGCCCAGCAGCAUAACCCUGAGUGCCAUUAACAGCAACAAUAAUAACAACAACGUGAACAGCGGUAACAACAACAAUCGCCUGUUGACGAUGAAGAAUCCGAUUAAGACUGCCGCCACCAUAACGCCCAUUGUGGGUGGCAAGCCGAUGACAAAAAACCAUAAGCCGCCGCCAUACAUCACAGCCGUGCAACAGCUGCAGCUGCAGAAGCAACAGCAGCAGCAACAACAGCAGCAACAACAACAGCAGCAGCAACAACAGCAGCAGCAACAGCAGCGACAACUGGCGGCGGCCGUAACCAUGUUGCCCAGUGCGACCACCCUGAAGCGUGUGGAGAUCACAAAGGUCACGCCGCAGGUGACGGCAGAGCAGGCUCCCAGCAUAAAUCCAUCCCCAGUGGCAACGGCAGCGACGGCGGCAACAAUAACCACCUCGUCGACGCCCACUGCGCAAACAACUCAGCUGAUCUGUGAUAGAAAGUUGCCAGUGGCCAUGGCGCCGAUGACCACCGUCAACAAUGUGGUGGUGGCCACCGUUAAUUCCUCCUCCGUCUCCUCCUCCUCCGCCUCCGCAACACUUUCAACCCUAUCCUCGGUGUCGACGGCCUCCUCCUCGGCGUCCAUAAUCACCACGACCUCUACCUCAUCGCCGGCUGCGUUGCCCAGCACAUUGCGCAACUCGCCCGCCAGCAAUGGGAGUGGAACACCCGGCCACGGGAACAAUGGUGGUGGCGAGGACAGCGGCAUCGAGUCCAUGGAUGCGCUCUCCGAGAAGAGCCCCCAUCAGCUCUCCUCAAGCAGUCCCAUUCAGGUGAGCAAGGCGGCGGUGACGAUGGUGCAACAACAACAGCAGCAACAGCAGACGACGACGAGCACCAUGGUCACGACAACAGCGACGACGGUGAUACCAGCAGUGAUUACAACCAGUUCAACGCCAACUGGAGUCACUGGAGCCACUGCAACCGGAGCAGCAACUCUGACCGGAGCGAGUUCCCUGCAACAGCAGCAGAAGCAGCAGGCGGAUGACGAAAUCGAGAAGGCUUUGGCCAAGAUGGAGGGCGACUUUCCCGAGGACCUCGAGGAUAUCGUCUCCUCGAUGAUCAAGGAGUCCAGCGAGUAUGGCCGUGCCGGACGUGAUUUCCUCGACAGCCUGGAGAAAUCGCUGCCGCCGGCGACGGUUGCCACGGUUUCGGUGACGGCAACCACGAACACAAGUAGCAUAGGCAGUAGCGUCAAGUUGAAUGGCGAACACCAUAUACUCGAACACGAUGAUCUCAUCAAGAAACUCAAUCAAGAGAGCAAGCAACCACAACAGCCGGUGGUCAAGGUGAAGCUGGAGGAAUUGCCGCCGCUGCUGACGAUCAAGAAGGAGCCGGCGAUCAAGCCAGUUGGGGGUGGACUAAAAGUCGAAGCCAAGGUGGAGGUGAAAGCCGAGCCGAAAGCGGAACCCAAGCAGGAGGAUAAGGUGCAGGAGAAACCCCAAAGCGAGGCCUCCCUGCAACCGAUUUCGAUUGAGAUACCCGCCCAAGCGGAUGGUGAAACGCCGAGGAUUAGGACGAGGGCCAGCAGUCGCCUGGAGAGUCCACUGGAUGCACCGAAAGCGAGUCCGGAUGCGUCUGCAGUCAAUGCGGCAGCCACCACCCCGGCAGGAAAUCCUCCUGGCACCGCCAAAUCCCUAUCCCGCGCCUCAUCCUCCACUGCAAGUCCUCGAGUGGUUACACCCACGCCCAACCACAAUAACAACAACAACAAGCGACGGCGUCAGGAAUCCGAGUGCGGGAGCAGUAACGAUGGCGCCGAUCUGGGCGAGAACAGCAUCAAGCGUCCGCGGGUGAGCAGUGGCAACAAUGGAAACGGGACCACCGCCACUCCGAAUGCAACGGAAGCCAAUGCAGAACACACUGCUGGCGCCGGGUUGCCCAAAAAGAUCGAGAUCGAGUCCUCCGACUCGGAUGAGCCGCUGAUCGAGGUGGCCGGCAAGGUGCGGAACUCGAAGCAGGCGCAAGUGGAGGCGGCCGACGCGGCAGCAGCAGCGGCAGUGGAGAAGCACAUGACGCGGCGCAAUGCACAGCAGCUACAACCACCACAAAACAAAGCGGCCAGCAAUCAUACCCAGUCCACCACUCCUUCACUCGGAACACCGAGGACAGGCAAGGCUCAAGCGUCAGUUGUUAACGCCACCGCUGCCAGCACCAACCACAAUAGCAGUCCCAGUGCCGUAUCAACGACAGUAACCACCACAACCAUGCCAGGUGGAGCUGUGGUGACCACCACCAGCCAAACGAACAGCAGCACGAGCGUGGUGCACGCCACACGAGGAGCCACCGCGGCGGCGGCCAGCACGACCAACAACAACGUCAAUUCGGCCAGUUCGCCAACGGACGAGAAGAUCGGCACCCGGAGGAGCGUGCGCGCUAGUGCAGCGGCCAACAAGAUCAUCUACAGUCGCAGCAAUGCAGCCGCAGCUGCUGCAGCAGCCGCCGCCGCGGCAGAGCCGAAGGGAACACCUGGCAAGGCGGCAGCAGCAGUCGGUGGCAACAGCGCCAGCGGCAAUGUGGAGAGCGUUGCGGAAGCCAGACGAAAGACACGCAGUGCUGUCAUUGGUGAGUCCAUGUUGACCGAGGGACGCCGGAGAAGAACGUCGCGUGACUACAAGUGACCAGAGUUUUGCGCCUUGGCUAAAGGCUUGAACCAUCCGAGCGAUGCGCACGAAGACGAUCUGCUGCAGCUGUUCGAAGACUUUGAGCAGCAGCAGCAGCAGCCGCCGCAUCAGCAACAGCCGCAGCAGCAACACCAUCAGCAGCAACAGCAACAGCUGGAGAUGGGCAGCAGCAGCUUUCCUUUAGCCCAGGCGCAGGACGAGGACGGUGAUGGUGACGGUGAUGAGGCGAUGGUGGCCACCGAGUACGAGAAUCUGGCAAUCUCGCGAGCAGCCGGCGGCUACAUGGAGGAGGCCGACGAUCACCUACUGUCCUACCACAGCAGCAGCAGUGCCGCCGACGUCGAGGUGGACGUGGACGAGGUGCUGAUGCCGGAGCUGGCCAAUGCCACGGCCCUGGACUGCGGCAACUUUGUCGACUACGAUGAGUUCAACCUGUGUCUGAACAACAUACUCAGCGAGGAGGAUGACAGCGGCAGUGGAGGAGGUGGCGGCGGAGGCGGUGCCAUGACCAGCAAACACCAGCACACCUGGCGCGAUUCCGGCGACGUGCUGAACAUCGUGCAGCUGAACAAUGAUUUGGGAUUGAGUUUCCAGGAGUUCGCCAGCGAGGCGACGACGGCGGAUGAACAGCGAUCCGCCAGCAGCAGCUCGCCGCAGCUGGCGUAGUCGGCGAAGUCGGUUCACGAACGAACGGACGAAACGGAUGGCUACUUGUAUAUAUCUCACGCACUGAUACCGAACGCUUUGGUUUGUAGUUCUUAGUCCUAGUUUCCGUUGAGGAUUUUUUGUAUAGUUAGUGGUAGCCACAAGUUGCAAUAAUGUUGCGUCUCAUAGCGAGCAACAUCACACACACAAACACACACACACCCAAACACCCCGCAGACGGACGGUUGCAAGCGCCGAUUAACGCCUUCGUUUACACUUUGUUUUCUGCCCCGCCAAAGUCCGAGUUUAUCCGCCACCAGAUAGCCAGCCUCAUCUCAUCUGGCACUGCUGCGACUCCCCAAGAAUCCACCCAUUGGAAAUGAUUUGCUAGUCAAGUGAAAACAGGCAAUUUAAUGUAUAGCUCAGAAGAUGAAAUUUGAACAAAUUAGUUGAGUACGUAUUUUUUCGAGAAGCUCCCAUAAACACUAACGUAGAAUAGUUGGCUAAAACUGAAAAGAAUCAACAUCUCCAAACCCCCACGCGAACACACUACGAGUAUCUCACGCAUGCAUAGUUUAUUUUUUUGAAAAUCUUAUUAUUAUUUCCAUGGACCGCUCUGUAAAUAUUUGGAUUCUUCGCGAUGCAACAUGAACACAUUUCUAGCUUUAGGUUGUCUUACUUUUACGCGCUGCGCCCAGUCGAAAGUCUAUAAGAAGCUGAUCCGCUGGAUCGAGCAGAUCAGAGCAGACCGCACGUUUACUUUAGGUUUUCUACUAUUUUUUUAAAAAGCUCUGUUUCAUUUUUUGUUAUUUACGCAACGCUAAAACAUUUUACAAUGCAUUUUCAAAGGGAAUUCAAUAAAUAGGUUCUGUAAGCUUUUGAAGAUCUAGACAAUGUUUUCGAAAGUCGAAAAUUAGCAUACAAAUGGAGAGGCGCCGAAGUGGGGGAGUCCGCGAUGCAGUUCCUCCUUCUUCGGUCGUUUAUCCUCAGGGCAGGCGCAUUGUCUCCUCUAGUACUUCCUCUGCAUCUGCUGCUUCUGCCCCCCCGCGCUUCACCUACUCCUCAUCCUUCUCCCUCUACUUACUGCUUCAUCCUCGUCCGAUCCCCGGGCGCCUAGCGCCUGAAGCCGAACUGGAAGUACUGCUGCUGCAUCCGGCCCUAAAUCUAAACCUAUCUAUCUAUAGUUGAUCCCGUUGCCCCAUUUAACAUAUGAAUACAGAAUACAGUACAUACAGAUAUAGCGUAUUAGUUUCCGUAAGCUUGCGUUGUUUCGAAAAUUUGUUUUUUAGUUUUAAUUGCUCUAGCCUAAGGACAGUAAUCUUAAAGCGAAUUCUUUACCAACAAUAUAUGCACAUGGAAACCUAUGCAAUAAGUUAGUCAAAAAUGUAAAAAGGCCAAGCACCACAAAAAUGGAAAAACAAAAAAAAAAAAAAAAAGAACACAAAAAAUACAAAACACAGAUGGAAAAAUAUAAUGAGAGGAGAGUGGAGAAUAUUGAGAAUCAGUCGCCUAGAAUUUGUCGUUUUGCAAAGUGAAAAGAACUAUAUAAUGUUAUAUAUUUUGCAUAUGCAAAACACACAAGAAAAGGGGAUAAAGUAAAAAAAAAAAAAAACCACACAAACAAAAAGUUGUAUUGUAUAUAAGGCAGGCUCUAUUUUUGCUAAAUGUUAUUUGAACAAAUAGGGGAAAACAAAGAGUAAAGUAAUUGAAGCAGAGCAAAGGCAAAGCGCUAGACAAAACACAAAACAACAUUAUAUAUUGUUCAAUAUUAUUAUUACCUUAUAUAUAUAUUGUAUGAUUGCUACAUAAAAUAAUUCUUUUGAUACUUUGUACAUGUUUACUUUAAAGCAAGGCAAAACAUAAGCGUAUGUAAAACCCAGACCCCUAGCAUAACUUGCAUAUAUUCAUAUAGAACCGCUAAACUAAACGUAUAUAGAACCCGGAUCCGGACCCAUAAUUGCAUACCACAACCACACCAUCCACGGCCCCCGUAAAUAAUAAACGCAAAGGCGAAAAUUGAAGCAUA